Messenger RNA from Symsagittifera roscoffensis, 768 nucleotides. RefSeq lists its product as uncharacterized. The transcript has a single exon. The record is from RefSeq and is a predicted model, not a curated record. Lineage: Eukaryota; Metazoa; Xenacoelomorpha; Acoela; Convolutidae. The coding region runs from base 1 to 768 and encodes 255 amino acids.
AUGAGGGGAACAAACGAUGCAAUGAUUUAUGUGCUGGUUUGGGUAGAUGACAUCAUCUUUGGCUGCAGAUGUCAAGACGAAGUUGACAAGCUGAGGAGCUGCUUCUCGCAACAAAACAAGAUGGAUGACAGAAACCGAUUGCUCUGGUUCCUGGGAAUGCAGGUCAAGCAGUCGCCUGGGACGGUAACAGUGAAUCAAUCUCGUUACAUCGACGACUGCUUGAAGCGUUUUGGCCUUGCUGAAUGCAAACCAGUGGGCAUACCAGCGGACAUCAGCGCACAACUGCCGAAGACGGUCUGCCCUGAAGCUUGGUCAGCAGAGGCAGUAUUCAUGAAGGCUGGGGACUACAGAGAUAUUGUGGGCUCAUUAUUGUACAUAGCUAAGCAAACAAUAUCUGAUAUCCUAGCUACUGAGGCGCAACUCUCUCGUUUCCCGGAGAAUUCGGGAAGGGUCCACUGGGUGGUUGCAAAGAGGGUUCUUCGUUACCUGAACGGGAGCAAAGAUCUGGAGCUGUGCUACACUAAGGAUGCUGGUGGUGUAAAACUCUAUGGAUCCGCAGAUGCUGACUGGGCUGGAGAUUUGGAUGAUAGAAGGUCAACUACUGGCUACAGUUUUCAUUUGCAGAAGGCAGGGGCAGCAAUUAGUUGGAGCACCAAGAAGCUACCAAACGCAGCCAUGUCUACCAGUGAGGCUGAGUACCAAGCAAUGGCAUCAGCAUUUCAAGAGGCUCUAUAUCUUCGAUCACUUCUCUCGAUGAGAUGGGCGUAG